ACCUCAGGUUUAGCAGCCAUGAAGACUCUGCAAGGGCUGAUGGUGGUGGUGGUGGCAGUGGUGGUGGUGGUGGCGCAUGGCGUGGUGUCAGAUUUUUGCUCACCAGACUGCACCGGACACAGUUUCCUGGACCAAGUGGCAGACCCUAAUAACUGCACCUACUACUAUGUGUGUUUAGAUGACGGCAUCCCGUCGGACCACUCUGUACCCUGCGAUGAAGGGAAAUACUUCAAUGAAACUCAGGGAGGUUGUGUUGAAGAAACGACUCCAUGUGAGAAUACAUGCGGCAGUGGUGGUGGUGGUGAGCCCUUAGACUGCAAGCUGACCUGUAAAUUUGAUGCCGGUAGUGGUCAGCUGGAGUACAUAUCAGAUAUUGAUUGUUCCAAGUACCAUGUCUGUUUCGCUGGGUCAGUUCAGGGUCCCUUCACGUGUCCUCCUGAACACAGCUUUUUCGAUGGCAGUAAAUGUGGAGACGACGAUGCGAACUGUUGCCAUAGGAUAUGUAAGCCGUACUGUACCACCGAUGACUUGGGCAAAGUCGUCCCUGAUCCCAAUGACUGCCACCGAUUCUAUUUGUGCAUUGAGGGUGAUGCAGUUCCUGAUGAGAUAUAUGGGUUUGACUGUCCGGUCGGCAAGAAUUUCAACCUCCAGCUAGGGGAGUGUACCAGCGAUGCGGAGUGUGUGAAAAUCUGCAACAGCAACUCGUCCAACACCACCACCCCGCCCUCCUCCACCUGCAACGAGUCCCUCACCUGCACAGAAACGGGUUUCUUCCCAGUCUGCCCAUACUGCGACCCGCGCUAUCUGAACUGCCCCAGUGCCGGAGUCGAGGCCACCCUCAACACCUGCCCUGGUAGCUUGGUGUUCCAUCCCACCCAGCAUUACUGUAUCAAGCCAGAAAACUGCUCCCCUAGUGUUGUUUCUGCUGUGGUGCCCUGACCUUGCCUGACCUGACCCUGCCUGACCUGACCUGGCCUAACCUGACCUAACUUUGCUGUAUUUUAUCUUAUUUAACCUAACCUAACCUAACCUUACUCUGCUUCACCCAAUACAUAAUGUGGACAUAUCAA
This is a messenger RNA of Portunus trituberculatus (swimming crab), 1070 nucleotides long. Its product is annotated as peritrophin-48-like. The transcript is spliced from 2 exons. Gene Ontology annotation, molecular function: chitin binding. Gene Ontology annotation, cellular component: extracellular region. The coding region runs from base 19 to 939 and encodes 306 amino acids. The record is from RefSeq and is a predicted model, not a curated record. NCBI's taxonomy places the organism in Eukaryota, Metazoa, Arthropoda, Malacostraca, Decapoda, Portunidae.